This is a messenger RNA of Meriones unguiculatus (Mongolian gerbil), 3843 nucleotides long. RefSeq names its product G protein-coupled receptor 85 (gene Gpr85). Bases 381 to 1493 code for a protein of 370 amino acids. The record is from RefSeq and is a predicted model, not a curated record. Gene Ontology annotation, molecular function: G protein-coupled receptor activity. Gene Ontology annotation, biological process: G protein-coupled receptor signaling pathway. NCBI's taxonomy places the organism in Eukaryota, Metazoa, Chordata, Mammalia, Rodentia, Muridae. The transcript is spliced from 2 exons. Gene Ontology annotation, cellular component: plasma membrane.
CAGGUUCGCUGGGAUACUGCCCUCCCUGAGGAUUUUUUUUUUUUUUAAACAAUAAACUGCAUAAUGGAAGUACAUUCAGACAAUGCAUCUUCUGUAAGGUUUAUUGAGAGUUCGGUUUCUGGAAAGCUUUGCAAAACUGAGGAAUAUCAGACUGCGAAUCACCGGGAAACCUUCCCUUGCAGCACAGAAGCAAUCUCUUCCUAUCUUCGAAUAUUCUGAUGGCAGAUGAAAUGGAAGGAAGGAGGAAGCAUGGCCACAAAUUGGAUCAGAUCUCUUUGUGGAUUACAUUUUCAGUAAAAUGUAUGGAUCUAUCUUUUCCUUGUUCUUAUAUCUAGAUCAUGAGACUUGACUGAGGCUGUUUCCAUAUCCUCCAUCCAUCUAUGGCGAACUAUAGCCAUGCAGCUGACAACAUUUUGCAAAAUCUCUCGCCUCUAACAGCCUUUCUGAAACUGACUUCCCUGGGUUUCAUAAUAGGAGUCAGUGUUGUGGGCAACCUUCUGAUCUCCAUUUUGCUAGUGAAAGAUAAGACCUUGCAUAGAGCUCCUUACUACUUCCUGCUGGAUCUGUGCUGUUCGGACAUCCUCAGAUCUGCAAUUUGUUUUCCAUUUGUAUUCAACUCUGUCAAAAACGGCUCUACCUGGACUUAUGGGACUCUGACUUGCAAAGUGAUUGCCUUUCUGGGGGUUUUGUCCUGUUUCCACACUGCUUUCAUGCUCUUCUGCAUCAGCGUCACCAGGUACUUAGCUAUUGCCCAUCACCGCUUCUAUACAAAGAGGCUGACCUUUUGGACGUGUUUGGCUGUGAUCUGCAUGGUGUGGACUCUGUCUGUGGCCAUGGCGUUCCCCCCAGUUUUAGACGUGGGCACCUACUCGUUCAUUAGGGAGGAGGAUCAGUGCACCUUCCAACACCGCUCCUUCAGGGCUAACGAUUCCCUAGGAUUUAUGCUGCUCCUCGCUCUCAUCCUCCUAGCCACCCAGCUUGUCUACCUCAAGCUGAUAUUUUUUGUCCACGAUCGAAGGAAAAUGAAGCCAGUCCAGUUUGUAGCAGCAGUCAGCCAGAACUGGACCUUUCAUGGCCCUGGAGCCAGUGGCCAGGCAGCUGCCAAUUGGCUAGCAGGAUUUGGAAGGGGUCCCACACCACCCACCUUGCUGGGCAUCAGGCAAAACGCAAAUACCACAGGCAGGAGACGGCUGCUGGUCUUGGAUGAGUUCAAAAUGGAGAAAAGAAUCAGCAGAAUGUUCUAUAUAAUGACUUUCCUCUUCCUAACCUUGUGGGGUCCCUACCUGGUGGCCUGCUAUUGGAGAGUUUUUGCAAGAGGGCCUGUAGUACCAGGGGGAUUUCUAACAGCCGCUGUCUGGAUGAGUUUCGCCCAAGCAGGAAUCAAUCCCUUUGUCUGCAUUUUCUCCAACAGGGAGCUGAGGCGCUGUUUCAGCACAACCCUUCUUUACUGCAGAAAAUCCAGGUUACCAAGGGAACCUUACUGUGUUAUAUGAGAGAGCGUCUGUAAAUCUUUAGCCUUGUGAAACACUAACCCUCUCUGCUAAGCGAUGGUGGCCUGUAGCCAUGUCUUGAGAAGAGAAAUCAAGGAUGGGAUCAGCAGUUAUAAGGAUUUGGGCAACAUUCUGCAGUCUUUGCAAUAGUUCACCUAUAAUCCUAUUUUAAAUCUCAGAGUGAUCCUGCUGGCUGCCGGCGAAGGUUUGUAAUUAAGAAAGGACAGAACCACUGCCCUAAGUUUCUUUCUGUGGUUGAACACUAGAUAAUGAAAGUAGCAGGUGCUAAGUAUCAGUGCUAAAUGCUGUGUAUAUCAUUACAUAUGAAAAAAACUUUAAAAAAAACAAUUAGCAUUGGACAUUUUAAUAAAUUAAGUUGACAUGAGGUAAAUGUGUUGAUAAAAGCUAAUUUUAGAAGUUUGAAGACUUUAAAAACAUUUCAUACUAUUUUUGUUUUGCAAAGACUACACUGCUGGGGGACUUAACAGUACUGUAAUCCUCUAAAGAUGUGCCAUGAAUUAUUGGGGUACAACACUUUAAACACGCCUUGUAAGUUUGGGGGAGCAUUCCAAAGCAGCAUAUCGGUUCCAAUUAGAGUUUACCUUUUUUGUAUUAAUAUAUUGCUAUUUCUAAAUGCCACUUUCCUUCCCUUACCAGUGAAAUUGCUAGCAUUGAACUGUAUUAUGUGUUUUUUGUUGAUUCAGUAAAAAAAAAAAAAAAAAAAAAAAGUUUCAAGUUUGUUUCUAUUUUACAAAUGCUAGAUAUCUGUCUGGAGGCAACAUGAUGGUAUCAACUGACCACAGAUGAGCAGUUCUAAUAAUGCAGAAUAAACACGUGUUGCCUUAAAGGGUUAUCUAGUAUCCUUUACAUUCUUUAGCAGGGGAGCAAAUAGAUAAGAGGCAUUGAAUCAGUGGCCACCCGGGCUGUUCAUCCGGAAGUGCAUGGAAGAGCACUGAGUACUUCCCCUCUUUCCUCACAUGGUCUGGAAAUUAAGGGGCACAUCACUGGGAUAAUGAGGUUUUCUUCUGAGGUGUGCUACCCACUCCAGUGUGAUCUAAGAUGCAGACAGCUGAUGUGUGUUUAUAUUGUAAGUCAGCUGUCAGGGGAGCCCACAGCCUUAGUAUGACAUCCGGCACGAUUUGUGAAGCAUUUGGUGUAUGGAGGGCGCAGUCUUCUUUAUACUUUCUGCACAUUCCGUGCAUUGUUCAUCUCAAUCAUUUCAGUUUUACCUUGUGAAAACGUAUACUAUGAUUUCUGGUAUUUUUGGAAAUACAUCGGAUUCUGUGAGUCUCGUUCUUUCAGAUGUGUGAACUUCAACAUAAAGUUGCAUUUGCCCAAAUUUAUCUGUGUAGCCUGUUAAUUUUUGUGGAGUAAAUUUUACAUUUUUUGGCAUAUAAUUUUCAUUAAUCUAGCAAACAAGCACAAACUAGAAAAUUGGCUUUGUUAUGAUUUUUUUUUAAAUUUUUGUAGCUACUGUAUUCUGGAAUUGGAAAUGUAUGAAUGACAACAUAAACCCAACUUGAUUUUUAUAAAGCAUUAUUGGGUAGCAUUUUAAAUCCAUCCCUUUAUUUAUUCUUAUAUGCCGGUAAUAUUUGCUAAUGAUUACAUGCCUAAUGGUUUGGAAUUUUAAUAUAAUUAUUACACUUUAGUGUACAGUAGAAUUUUUUAUUUCUAAAUCUAUUACUUGGAAGAAUGGCUUGCAGUAGCAGUAUGACAACUCAGAGAAAGUUGCUAUUAGUUCUGUUGGCUUUGCAUAGUUUUGUUUGUUUCUGGAAGGAUGUUUGUUUGUUUUGCUUUUGUAUUUGAAAAAUAAGAUUAAGAACCUGGUGAAAUAGAAUUUCUCAUUGAUAUAGUACUUCUAUAAAUGGAAUUUUAAUACAAAUAGAAAAAUGAAUAACUGAAAUUUGCAAUUGUCUAUGCAACUAUCCAGUGUUGCUCAAGCCAUGAUUAGUGAGCAUUCUAACCUCAUUUCUACACCAAAGCUGACUGGAUCUGAGACAAAGUUUAAUGCAUAGCAUUGAGGUGGAUCUAGCAAAAAAGCUCCUUGUUGGUACCAAAACCAUCACCAAAACCAAAAUAAAAACAAUGUUACCAAAACAUGGUCUGCUAACAUGUUUGCAUCUCAAAAUUUACAGGAAAUGCAUAUGGCAUUGAUUAUUUACGUGGAGGAGUUUGCUUAAAGUUUUGAAUAUCAAUCAGAAAUUUUAUCAGUGAUCUUGAGUCCAGUGAGCAUAUGUUUCACCAACCCACACUCACAUUAUUUUGAUAAGUAAACAGGUAUGGAUUAAGAGAGUGGGGGUGUUAGGAAGGAAGAGAAAGCCAAGAGAACUUGUCUGACUCCACCUAGUUUUUC